Molecule: messenger RNA, 2719 nt
Organism: Solanum lycopersicum (tomato)
Lineage: Eukaryota; Viridiplantae; Streptophyta; Magnoliopsida; Solanales; Solanaceae
Product: beta-amyrin 28-monooxygenase-like
Biological process (GO): sterol metabolic process
Molecular function (GO): oxidoreductase activity, acting on paired donors, with incorporation or reduction of molecular oxygen; iron ion binding; heme binding
Source: RefSeq, a predicted model, not a curated record
UCUUUAUAUACUCCACGGAAUUAGGUCUAGAGAAACUAUAUAUUGUACGUAACAGCUAGUUGUUUACAUCAAUUAUAGAAAAAAGAAAAUCAGAGUGCAUUGAUAUGGAAAUUCCUGCAUAUGUUUUGCUAUUGCCAUUAGCUUUAUUCAUCAUAAUUGUCAUAGUGAUGAGAAGAAAGAGAUUGAAUUAUCCUCCUGGAAGUUGUGGAUGGCCAUAUCUUGGCGAAACACUAGACUUCCUCAACGCAAACAAGGAAGGAAAACCAGAGAAAUUCGUUAAAGAGAGAAUAGAGAAAUACAAGUCUAAAAUCUUUAAAACAUCCUUAAUGGGAGAGACUGUGGUGGUAUUAGGUGGUGCAAGUGGAAAUAAGUUCUUGUUUAGCAAUGAAAACAAACAAGUGGUUAUUUGGUGGCCUGCAUCAGUAAGAAAACUUAUAGGAUCUUGUUUGAUUACUACUGUUGGAAAAGAAGCCAAAAUCAUGAGGAAGAUGCUUUCUACUUUUGUUAGUCCUGAUGCUUUUUCUAGACUCUACAUCAAAACCAUGGAACUUGUUGCACACCACCAUUUUAUGAAUUAUUGGCAAGGUAAAGAGAAGGUGAAGGUGUUUCCUCUGGUAAAAUUAUAUACUUUCAAAGUGGCAUGUCAACUAUUCAUGAGCAUUGAAGACAAAAAUGAAAUUGAAAGGCUUUCUAGGGAGUUCAACCUUUUAUUGAAAGGACUAAUUUCCCUCCCUAUAAAUUUACCUGGUACAUCAUUUUACAAAGCAAUGAAAGGUACAACUGCUAUUAGGAAAGAAUUAUUACAAGUUGUAAAAAAAAGAUUAUUACAAGUUGUAAAAAAAAGAAGAGAAGCUUUGGAACAGAAAAUAGCAUCACCUUCACAAGACAUUUUGUCUCAUUUGUUGUCCUGCCCUGAUGAAAAUGGAAAGUACAUGUCUGAACUACUUAUUGUUAAUAACAUAUUGUUGUUUCUCUUUGCUGGUCAUGACACUUCAUCUGUCACACUUACUUUACUCAUUAAGAGACUUGCAGAGCACCCUCAAAUUUAUCAGAACAUUCUCCAAAGUUAGUUCAUUGAUUGAAUCACGUUAAAUUAUUGUAUCUUUUAUAUAUAUAUAUAUAUAUAUAUAUAUAAGACACAAUAAAGCAGAGCAUAUUUUAUAUAUAAUAUUAAUUGGUGAAAAGCAGAGCAUAUUGAGAUAGCAUCAUCAAAGAAAGAAGGAGAGUUUUUGAAUUGGGAUGAUAUACAAAAGAUGAAGUAUUCUUGUAAUGUAGUAUCUGAAGUUAUGAGACUAACACCUCCUAUAAUGGGGGCUUAUCGAGAAGCAAUUGUGGAUAUAAAUUAUGGAGGUUAUCAUAUCCCUAAGGGCUGAAAGUUUUACUGGAAUACUGGUUUAACAAGUUUGGAUCCAGAGAUUUUCCCCAACGCAACAAGCUUAGAACCAUCAAGAUUUGAAGGAGUUGGACCUGCACCAUAUACGUAUAUUCCAUUUGGGGGAGGACCACGAAUGUGUGUAGGAAAAGAGUUUGCUCGACUGGAGAUUCUCAUCUUUCUGCACAUCUUAAUCAGGAAAUUUAAUUGGAAAUUACUUAGAGAAAAGACAUACAGACACCAUCAAAGUUGUUCCGUAUUUGCAUAAAGACACCUUAACUUUUAAAGUGUCCUAUUACCCCACAGAACUAAUUAAUUUCUUUGUAAAUGGGUCAUUUUGACCCAUUUUCUCGUCUAUGUAGUGGCGCGUGUUGCUCAAAUCCCUGUUCAACCUGACCUGACCCGACCCUAUUCUUUAAAGAGAAUUCAUCUUCUCCAUUUCUUUUCUUCUCUAUUUUGCUUGCACCUUCAAGAAAUUUUCAUUAAUUUUUCUUCAUUCGGAUUUUUUUUAUUCAGCUAUGGAGUUAGGUGACAACAAAAUUUUGAAUGUAGGAUUGCUAUUAGUUGCAACCCUUUUGGUAGCAAAACUCAGACCUAAAUAACUCAUAUGCUAACUUAAAACAAAACCCAUGGAUAACACUUUCUUGCACAUUGCAAGAAAAGUUAAUGCAUAUUCAAUUGACAACAGUUCCUCCAUUAACCAUUUUCUUGUUCAUCAUGUUCCAUUGACCAACUUGUGGCAGACAAGAGCUUCCAUAGCUUGGAAGUGUUUACUUUGAAUUUAUUGAACAAGAAAAUCACAUUCUUCAUUGAUCCAGAAGUUUCUCGCCAAUAGUGGUGUCUUAUUUUCUUAGAGAAGAUGAUGAAGUGGUCAAACAAAGAGUAUCAACAUUGAUUUUUCUAUGGAAAAAACUAUGAAAUUGAAAAAUUAGGGCUAACAAUAAUUAUUUUGGGUUUAAAUUUGGGGAAGAUGACAAAAAUUGAUAAAAUAAUUAAUAAUAAAGAAUAAUAAUGACACAUAGCACCUUUAAACUGGUCCAUGGCAGUAAAAAUAAUGGAUGACGCGCCUCAAGUGCGUGGUAACAACUCACACUACGAAAUGAGUCAAAAUGGUCCAUUUACAAAGAAAUUAAAUAGUUCUGUGGGGUAAUAGGACACUUUAAAAGUUAAGGUGUCUUUAUGCAAAUACGGAACAACUUUGAUGGUGUCUGUAUGUCUUUUCUCCAUUACUUAUUUCCAAUGAGAAAAUGACAUAUGAUCCAAUGCCUACCCCUCUUGAAGGACUUCCUUAUUAGCCUUCAACCUCACAAUUACUGACAUUAAUUAUUAUGUUUAGUUUCUUCUAUA